Messenger RNA from Seriola aureovittata, 11433 nucleotides. RefSeq names its product potassium voltage-gated channel, Shal-related subfamily, member 1 (gene kcnd1). The transcript has 9 exons. Gene Ontology annotation, molecular function: protein binding; A-type (transient outward) potassium channel activity. The record is from RefSeq and is a predicted model, not a curated record. Gene Ontology annotation, cellular component: voltage-gated potassium channel complex; membrane. Gene Ontology annotation, biological process: protein homooligomerization; potassium ion transmembrane transport. Lineage: Eukaryota; Metazoa; Chordata; Actinopteri; Carangiformes; Carangidae. The coding region runs from base 1487 to 3403 and encodes 638 amino acids.
AGAGCAGGAGGAGAGUGAGAAAUGACAACGAACAGAGAGAGUGAGAGAGAGUAAAGGGAGAAGGAGGGGAGGGUCGAGUAAGCAAAUGGGAGGAGGUGGAGCUAGAGAGAGCGAGUGAGCCAGCGCGUGUGUGUGUGUGAGAGAGAGAGAGAGAGAGAGAGAAAGAGAGAGGAGGGAUGACAGGAGAUGUGGUUGUUGCCGCGGCAGCAGAGCAGGACAGAUCUGAGACAGUAAAACAACACUCCUCCUCCUCCUCCACCUUCUUCUUCUUCUUUUUUAUUAUUAUUCCUGCGUCCUCCUGCAUCCAUCCAUCCUGGAAAAACCUGCUUCUGCCUUCCUCACCCUCCUCUGCUUCCUCACCUUCAUCAUCAUCAUCAUCAUCAGCUGUGGACAGCCUUACAUGGACAUGGAGUAAGAACCGUCUGACGCCUCCUCCUUGCUCCUCAAAAACAAAGCCAGUGUCUCUCCACCACCACCACCACCACCACCACUACUAAUGCCCUGCCGACUUCAACAAGAGAGAGAAAGAGAGAGACAGUAAAAGACAGAGAGACAGAUAAAAAAAAGUAGAGAGGACAAAACAGCAAGCAAAAGCAGAAAGAGAAAGAGAGGAAGAGGCUGCAGAUCCAUAAUCUCCACAGCAGAGAAACACUUAGAGGGAGGCCGGCAAUUCUGUCUAUCUUGCAACUUCAGGGACCAUCAUCACAAUUUAAUAAGAAUUUGAAAGGCUGCGGCGCUGCAACAAAUCUGUCUUCAGAGGGAGAGAGGGCGGGUGAGAGAGCUAGACUCAAACAGAGAUAGAAAGAGAGAGAGAGAAAGCAGCGAGGUCGAGGCCAGACACAGAUGCUUUAACACUUUCCUGCCUGGAUCUUUGUCUUUUUGCUUUUUGUUGUUGUGAAUCUCAGCAGCAAUAAACCUGAGGCAGCAACAUCAGAAAAAAUAACUUUAUUAUUGUUUUACAGAUUUUCUCCUGCUGAGGUGUUUUUCAAUCAAGACUCGUUAUUCUGAGCCGGAAUGUCUUGUUAUUUACUAAAAGAACCACACAACAACAGCUGAAUCAGAAAAAUAUUCAAAACAGGAAUAUUUCCGCUCUUUUCUGAGAGAUUCCAGCUUUUAUUUUGGAAAGCAACAGGAAGUCUCUGUCCCUAUCUAAUAGAAGGACGUCCCAACCUCCUCAAAGUAAAAGACGGAACACAUACCUGUCAGAUGUUUUCCCGCUCCUUCCCAGUGUUCCUUUCAUGGCUUGACACCUAACGCUCAUCUGACCCCUCCCUCCGCUCCUCCUCAUCCUCCUCCUCUCCCCUUCCUCCCCCCCUCAACAUGUCCGACCACUUCCUCUCUCGCUGCCCCGAGCGCUCGAGGAAAUCAGGGCAGGUGAAGAAGUGAGCGACAAUUAUUAGUUGAGGCUCUUACCUGGGAUCCGUUAGCUCCUCCUUCCCCAGAGGACAGAACUCAACUCUCUACAGGUAGGACGCUCUGAUGCAAGAUGGCGGCUGGCGUGGCGACCUGGCUGCCGUUUGCGCGGGCGGCAGCGGUGGGCUGGCUGCCGCUGGCCAAGAAGACGAUGCCCAAACCUCCAGUGGACAACUCGUCCAGAUCAGAUGAGAUCCUGUACGUCAAUGUCAGCGGGGUCAGGUUUCAGACGUGGAAGAACACUCUUGACCGUUACCCCGACACGCUGCUGGGUUCCUCAGAGAAGGAGUUUUUCUACAAUGAGGACACGCAGGAGUACUUCUUUGACAGGGACCCUGAAAUGUUCCGACACAUUCUGAACUUUUACCGCACCGGGAAGCUCCACUACCCGAGAAACGAGUGCAUCCAGGCCUUCGACGAGGAGCUGGCCUUCUACGGCAUCGUGCCAGAGAUCAUCGGAGACUGCUGCAUGGAGGAAUACCGAGAUAGGAAAAAGGAAAACCAGGAGCGUCUGGCGGAGGACACAGAGGCCAACGAGGCGAUGGACGCCCCCCUCCCUCCGCACAGCACCUCCAGGGAGCGUCUGUGGCGAGCAUUCGAGAACCCCCACACCUCCACCAUGGCCUUGGUCUUCUACUACGUCACUGGCUUCUUCAUUGCUGUCUCCGUCAUCGCCAACGUGGUGGAGACGGUCCCCUGCCGGCCCCCCAAGGGCAGUGUCAAAGACCUCCCCUGCGGGGAGAAGUACCAGCUGGCGUUCUUCUGCAUGGACACGGCCUGCGUGCUCAUCUUUACCUUCGAGUACCUGAUGCGUCUGUUCGCCGCUCCCAGCCGCUGCAAGUUCAUGCGCUCUGUGAUGUCAGUGAUUGACGUGGUGGCCAUCAUGCCGUACUACAUCGGCCUGGUGAUGCCCGAGAACGAGGACGUGAGCGGUGCCUUCGUCACCCUUCGGGUUUUCCGUGUCUUCCGGAUCUUCAAGUUCUCUCGUCACUCGCAGGGUUUGAGGAUUUUGGGCUACACGCUGAAGAGCUGCGCCUCCGAGCUCGGCUUCCUGCUCUUCUCCCUCACCAUGGCCAUCAUCAUCUUCGCCACUGUCAUGUUCUACGCCGAGAAGGGCACCAAGGGCUCCACCUUCACCUCCAUCCCGGCCUCCUUCUGGUACACCAUCGUCACCAUGACAACGCUCGGCUACGGUGACAUGGUUCCCAACACCAUCGCGGGGAAGAUCUUCGGUUCGAUCUGCUCUCUGAGCGGCGUGCUGGUGAUCGCUCUGCCCGUCCCCGUCAUCGUCUCCAACUUCAGCCGGAUCUACCACCAGAACCAGAGAGCAGACAAGAUGAGAGCACAGCAGAAAGUGCGCUUGGCUCGGAUCCGCAUGGCAAAGAAAGGAACAACCAACGCCUUCCUCCAGUACAAAGAAGACAGAGCGAUUGGGGACCGGGACAGUGACAGCACGGCUCUGUGUGUGAAGAACAAAUCGGCGUUCGAGCAUCAACACCACCAUCUGCUGCACUGUCUGGAGAAAACAACGAACCAUGAGUUCACGGACGAGAUGACCUACAGUGAACUGUGUAUGACAGAGUCGGUAGGCUUCCGGACCAGCCGCAGCACCUCCCUGUCGAGCCAGCAGGGGGCGCAGAACAACUCCACCGGCUGCUGCCCCCGCCGGGCCAGGAGGAGAGCUGCCAUGCGACUGGCCAACUCCACGGUGUCCGUGAGCCGAGGCAGCAUCCAGGAGCUGGACACCCUGCACGUCAAGACCACCUCCAUACCCCCACAAACUCGGUCCAGUCUGAACGCCCAGGCGGACAACCUGAAGCUGAACUGCGGGGAACAAGACUUCACCGCCGCCAUCAUCAGCAUCCCCACGCCGCCCGCCAACACGCCUGACGAGAGCCUCCCCUCGUCGCCUGCCCCCAUCCCCGGCAUCCUGCGCAACACCCGCGCCACCGCCUACACCCAUGAAACCGUCAAAAUCUCCUCCUUAUAACCUCCAACCUCACCUUAAACCCCCCCUCCCCGUUACCCACCCUGCGGCCCCUCCCAGUCUCCCUCCCCGUGUACUCUGAACCUUAGGAAUCCCCUUGAACCCCCUGAUCCUGAACCAGGGGCGCUGCUAGCUGACAUUUUGGGGACAAAGACUCGGACGGAUCCUCUGAGUGCAGAUGGUUGCUUUCACUUCCUCACCCCAUGUUGUGGACGAUGUGGAUAGAGCCAUUUCAUCAAGAGGCAAAACAUACAGCAACACAAAAUGAGAGUCUGGAAAUCAAGGACUUCUCCCUGAGACUUUCCUCUAUCUUCAGAAUCUCCCCCUCAUGUAUUUUAGUCCCCAACAAGCACUUGACCCCUGCACAAUUUUGACUUUUGGGCCUCAUUGCACAAACCCUAUGAAGGGACAAACAGGAAGCAUGCCAGGACCUCCAAAGAAUGACAUUCAGCACCUGGAAACUACCUGAUGGACCGCGGUCAUUGGGUUCUUUUGGGUUGAAAGUGGCAGCUGAGGAUGGUGGUCUUGGUGUUAUGUUUUGGUUUGGUCUGUUUUUGAAAGACAAGUUGACGCGUUGGACCUGAGGGACUCCCAACCCCUGGAGGAUCGUUCAGACUCAGCUGGUCAGACGGACUGUAGACAACCACACAACCCUUGGCGGCUUCAGAGGCCACGGCUACAACCUUUUUGUUGACUCUAGAUGUCGGUUGUCGUGGCAAACAGCUGGUGUUUUUCAGGCCAAUCAGAAAAUGACAUGUGGAUUGGUUUUUUGUUUGGUUUUCUUCGAACAGCUCCAGACUGGAUCUUAGAGGCCUGACUGCAGAGAAACUGCUGCUCAGCUGAGUGUGAUGUUGGACCUCUUUUUUUUGACAUGCAAAAGUUGUAGGUGUAAGCCCCAACAGUGGGUCAUCAGGUCGUCAAAAAGGAUGAAGGAUGACUUGAGUCAAACAGAAUGUGGGAAGAUGUAUGAGUGAUCUCUUCACUGACUUCAGGUCUUGUUUUUAGGAAAGGAAGGAAAUGAUGAACGAGAACUCUAAAGCUUUUGCCAGAAUCCGGUUGCGAGAGGUGAAGGAAUAUGAAACUCAUCCAGACGCUGCUGAAACAUGUGAAUCUGACACAUGAACCAAACUGAACUGGGUUAACUGAUCUAUGCUGAGCCUGAAUACUGUUCACACAACUACACUGAGCUGAACGCGACUUAAAGGAGCCGAACUGGGCCAAACGCAAACUGGUCUCAGAAGAACUGGAUUUACCUGGUUUUCUUAAAUGAGACUGUGGAGAGAGAAGGUUUAAAUUAGGGAUCCUGGCCUGGAUUUAUGUCGUCUGACGCGAACUGGUCUGGUCUGGUGAGGCUGUAGCUCAGAAGUGUUCUUCAGCUUGAUGCCGACACCCAGACUGGGAACGAAAGCCUUUUACUUUUCAAAAUAUGCAACAUUACAACAAGCAGGAAAAUAGCAUCAACAAAUGAACAGAAUAAUAAUAAUAACAAUAAUAAUGUGUGUGUUUAAAAACUACGGUCAUUAUUGCAGGGAACAAAAAUGUAAAGCAACUAAGAAAUGAAUUUGUUAUGUGAGAGAACAUAACCAGUAUUCUGCAAUAGAUUUAAAUGGGACAGGGAAAUGCAAAACCAAAAGCUCUUUAGCAUUGAAAUCCGGUGACGUGCACUCUGGGUAAAAAAAAACAAAAACCUCACAUUGAUUAAGGCGGUAAAGAUGUUUCAGUCCUGAAUCUUUGAGUCUUCAGACUUUCACUUGAAUCCCCUGAACAUGAAGGAAAACCUGCUCAUGCAAAAUACACAAAAUGAUCAUAUUUAAUCUUGUGCACACAAUAGAGGAUGUUAACUGUUACUGUUAUGUUAGUAUUAGCACAAUAUGGCUUUCACCUGUGGUAGUGAAGCAAGCACCUGCUCGUUCAUUGUCCCUGACGAAAUUUGUCACUGCAGCAGACGGAACAAGAGACUCCAGUCACAAGCCUCUGUCUCUGUUGUCCGGCAGUGACACUGAGGAAGCUCGACAUCAACAGACAGAAAAAUCAGACACUGUAUCUUUAGUUCAACCAAUAAGAACGCUUCUUCAUAGUCUGCAAACUCUUCACAACUUCCCGUCUGGUCUCUGUUCCACUCGUUCCUGUAACUCAGUCGCUCACUGUUUCUUUGGGUUUUCUUCCCAUAUUAUAAGAUUCAGUUCAAUUCAAUACAAUGUUUAUUUAUCCCAGUAAGUGCAAUCGACACCCAACACAGCAGAUCCUGUUGAUCACAAAGCUAAAAACAUUCAAAGGCUAAUUAUAGCUUUAAAAAAAAGUUAAAUAUUAAUUGAAUUCAAAUAUUAAUUAAAUGUUAUCUGUUAUUUCUGCUGUUAAACUCUCUGUCCUGUCAAAACCUUUUUGAAUGAGUUUUUCUCAUUUCUGGAACAGUUCGAGGAAGUUCUGCUUUUCACUUCAUCUAACUUACUAGCUUAGCUUAACUGGCAGUUCACAAGCUAACUAGCUAGCCGUGCAAGUGGGUUACCAAGCUCGUAGCACCAUGUGACCCUGUGACCACGUCUUGAAUAAUAAAAAUAAUAAAUAUUUGUUAAAUCCUUGAUAAAAUGAGCAGUGCUGGUUUAUCAGAGAGAAAAAAGCAACAAAAUAAAUCGAAAAAUCGAAAAUAAACGAGUGGAACAGAGGCUGAGUUAAAAACAGGAUGGAGCUCUGCUUUUCUCUGCAGACAUUUCUUUUAACAUGCACACAUUUGGGCUAUUUCUCAACCACCAAUGGAAAUUACAUAAUAUUUAAUAAGUCAGGACAUGAUGCAAAGAUGUGCUGAACAUGAUUGGAUGACCAGAGAACGGCAUCAGCUACAUGUGACUGAAGCUGUAAGUGUUUUGGCGAAGCAUUUCCCCGACCAUCCAGAGGCAAAGUGUGAGUGAGUGACACCCAGACGGGAGACAAGACGUACAUACUGUAACAUAUUUUGUAUCAUAAACUUUCACCUGCAUCUUCCAAUCAAAUCCCCAAACCCAGAAAAAAAUAAGAAAAAAGAAAAAAAGAUGGAGAUGACGGUCAUCGGGGAUCUGACUGGCGUUCCUCUGUGCAUGAGCCUCGUACAGUAGAAGUAGCACUACUGAUCAUAGGAACUUAUCAACCAUAUCAGAGAAAAAAUGAGAUAAAAAAAAACAAUGGGGAAAAAAGAAUCUCAUCAUCCGUUCUUUUGCAUGACGACUCUUCUUUUGUUCUCUUCUGUCAGUCGUUGGUUUGUUUUCCUCAUCUCCCCUGACCCCCCCGACCCCCCCCCCCCCUUCCCCACUGAAACUUUUAAAGACGAGUGUUUGCACCACGAGACGUGAACGUUAGAUUAACGAGAAGAAACAAAGCAGAUGAUAUAAAAAUAAAAAUCAUUCAGGCAUGUUCCUCGCCAGAAUGCAAAGUGUGUGUGUGUGCGUGUGUGUGUGUGUGUGUGUGUGUGUGUGCGUGCGUGUGUGUGAGAACCGCCAGGUGUUUGUGUGUGUUUGUAUGGAUGUGUGUGUGUUUGUAUGAUGAGCAGUCACAAAUAUGCAUGGAUACCGUUAUAGGUAUUUUAUCUGUUUUCUCUGGCAGUUUAAAGAGAGAGACGGCAGAGCGGAGACUGAACGUGCUGUCUCUUCACCUCGAGGAUGUCUAUCUGAUGUCUGUUGUUUAAAAUCUGUGUCACAUUUUCUAAAAUACAUCAGCUGUCUUCAUGUUUUCACUCUGUUCUGCAGCUGUGGCUCUCAGCCGGCCUCCAUGCCCAAAGCGUCAAUAUUUAUCACUGACAUUAUUGGAAAAGCUCCAUGUAAAGGUUUAUGUUUUUCAUGUCUUUUUUUAUUGUUGCAAUCAAUACUAUAUGCUUUUUGUAGUAAUACUAAUUAGUACCAUAAAAUAAUUUAUUUGUACCACGAUUAUUCACAGUAGAUAUACUUAAAUUACUACAUACAUUAAAGUACAUGCAUACUACUACAUAUUACAAAUUUGUCUGUUUGAGUGUCCAUUUGAAAUGAUCCCAACUUGAGGUUCAGUCUCUAGCUUUUUUCCCAGAGCUUUCAGUCACUUGGAUGCAGUUGAAAGCUCCAGAAAAAGCUGGUAAGUGGGCCUUGAGUCAGGAUUUUUAACAGGCUAAUGCAGUAAUUAGUGGCAUUUAUAAUUGUAAUUUUGGCUUGAAGUUGAUCAAUUCUCUGACAUUAAUGGCUGAAAGUUAUUAAUUAAAUUCUCCCUUAUUGCUAAUAAGAAUUUUACACUAUUAAAACUAUUUGAAUAAUUUAAUAAUUUAAAUUAAAUUACCCCGUUAAUAAAUGUACGUCCUCUUUGUUCUUCCAUAUAAACGUACUUAAUUCCAUCAGACAGCAGGUAUACCUGAACUUGUUUUAUUUUUUCUGGGUCAAGACUCUUUCUAAAACUCUGUCAGGUGACGAGACAAACAGAAUUGAAAAAAAAUGUUAAAUCAAAUGUCGGUUGAAACUCUGAUCUUGCAGGGGCUUGUGGGUAACGGCUGGGAACCACGGCUCUACUUUACUUUGAUCUACUGAGUCAGCUUCUGCUGCAGGGAUGAUUUCAUGCAUCACCUCUACUGAUUCUGUCACUUCACAUCUCUGACGUCGCCAUAACAACCAGGAAACAUCUGAAUAACAUUUUGUUCCAGGAAAUAUUGUGAAGAAUAUUUGGUUCAACUACUGACUAUUUCCACCUAUUAUUGAUAUAGUUAUCCUUGAAUCAAUGAGCUCAUUGUUUUAUAAAAAUUAUUGAUCUACAAUCAGAUUCAGUGCAUAAAAUUCGGGAUGGAGGUCAGCAAGAAGAAAUUCUGAACAGCACACAUUAUGAUGAAGAUAAUAUUUAUAAUGAUCUAGGAUUGACUAUUGAUUAUUGCAGUCAUAAUUUUAGAGUAGUUUCACAUAACAGGUCAAUGAAACUUGUUUUGUUAAACUUCUGAUUUGACAUUUAGCUGAUGUGGUCUGUCACAGCCUCAGGGAUUUAAAGAGCAACUUUACACUAAAUUCACUUGAAGGAAAGAUAAAUUACAUUAUAUGUGCAGUCAGUUUGUUACGCUGGUUUUCAUAGUUGUUCUUUGUUUUACUCCAGAAAUUCCGUACUCCAGACCAGUGAUUCCCAACUUUGUCAACGUGUGACCUCGAGAAGCAAAUUCCACCUGUGUCUGACCAAAGAUUUGAUCUUUGCCUUUAGAAUUUGUUAUUUUUUAAACAAUUUUAGAGGAAAAUUAUGAAAGAAUGUGGAAUUACAACAUAUUAAAAAACAAAUCUUGUUUUUUUCUAUCCUCUUGAUCAUUUCAUGGCGCCCUGUCUUGUGGCCCAUUUAGGGAUCUGGACCCACAGGUUGGAAACCACUGCUUAAGACCAAAUGAAAAGAAUCACGUGAAACUGAUUUUAUGAAUAUGUGAAGCUAAAACCGAAUGUCAGGUUGCUUUUAUUUUGAGAUGUUUCAGUGGACGAGCAGCUGUUGAUCUGAAGUGGUGGUUACACAACAGCAGAACGUAAAGGUCAAGGGUUCACUUCCUGUCUGAUGACGAACCAACAAACUGUGUUUAUGGGACAAACAUGACAAAGCACAUUGGUCUCAUUCUGAGGGUGAAUAGACAAUAGAUGAUCUGUUCGGAUGAUAACCAGUGCUUCAGCUGGAGUCAAACAGCUGUUCGUCCAGUGAACUGAAGGACAGUGAUGUUCAGUCUCGGAGAGAGUGAGGAGUGGUGAAUGAGUGAAGGAGAAAACAGCAUUAAAGCACAGAGGUGUAUAUUCCAUUCCACUAAUAAAGACAACAGAAACCAGAACAGGCUGCGUCUCAUUCUUUAUGGACGUUCAGUCACAUGCGUUCUCUGAGGUCAGGGUGGGGGUCCAGCUCUGACAUAGUCUAAUCCACGUGAAGACAAAUCAUACCUACGGUGCAGGUCAAAGAGUAUGCUCAAGCUUUUAUGCAACAACAGGAAGAGCUUGGUUUCCUGUUGGUGCAGUAUAUAUUCAGAUGUUGUAGGCUGUUCGUAUGAAACCUUCCACCAAACAUGGAGAGCUUCAAAAAAGCAGUGACUUCAGUUCUUAAUCAAUUCAGUAAAACGGUCAGCAUCUAUAUUGCAGUCAUUACGAUUUUUUCUUACCAUGUCGUAUUUGAAAAGGACUUGCCGUGCACCUGCAAGGACCAACUCACUGACUGCUCGUUGUACAUGAGUCUGCCAGCAUUUCUUUUUGUUAUCGUAGUCCUCUGGCUGGACAAAACCUUUCAGAGAGUCUGGAAAUUGGCAAAACGUAACAGGAAGUUUAUUUGUAUUUUUUUGUGUCAGAUUCUGAAAGCAGUUCUCGUUGGUCUGCUGUGGGUUAUAUCUGUGUUGAUUGAUGGAGACUGGUACCUUUGCUGUCAUAAUCAAUACUAUGAACAACAUCCACAGUUAGCCUGCAAAGACAAAGAUCAAAUCAAAAGUGAGGAGAAAGCAAUCAUCGCUGAGCUGAAGAACAAGUCAAGGGUGAGUAUUUAUCUUGUUAUUGUUGAUUAUUCUCCAGUUUUUGGAUGACAACCAGGUUAACAGCCCUGGUUAACACAGAUAUUCACCUGAGAAACCCUGAUCUCUCAAUCUUCUAGAAAACAACUAAAAUACAUGACAUGCUAUGAUAAAACCAGGUUUUUGAUGCUGUUUUUCAGGUUAUUGGCCUGCUUCUUCUCCUCGUUAUGACUUUAGUGUUUGCCUUAAUGUCAUCAAUACCAUGGCGGAAAUGCUGCGCUGAUCGUUUCGACGAAAAUCUUCCCUUUGACUUGAUUAUUUUGGAAGAGGCGGAAAAUCUUGUGACAGAGAGACUGAGAGAAGCUGCAAAAGGCAAGCUAAAUGUAAAACUCGACAACUAUGUAGUUGAUGGAGAAUGGGUAAAAUGUUUUGGUGUUGCAGAAGAGCUAAUUAAAGAAACAUCUCUCGAACAAUCAGCUGAAUCUCCAUCUCUCACAAAAUCAGCUCCACCUUUACAGGAUUCACAGUGAUGAAACCUAAACCAAUACUGUAUUUUAGCAUGUGAUCUGAACCAACAAUGUAACACAAAUAAUACAAAAAAAUAUUGCUAACAUGUUUGUAUUGCUAAGUUAGCUUUAGCCACACAAUGUCAGUUGGUCAAUCACUUUAGUCCAGACUGAGAUAUCUGAACAACUACUGGAUGAUGCCAUAAAAUUUGGUGCAAUUUAAAAAAAAAAAAAAAAAAAAAAAAGUACCCUAAUGACUGUAUAAAAAAAAAAAAAACCCCUGUAUGUAAUUAAGUGUGUGGCCUGACCUGACCUCACCAACCCCAUAAGUCUGCAAGUCACCCUGCAAGGAGCUACAGGAUGUGGUCGAGUUUCUCAGCAGAAGAGCUGAAGUGCUACUUGAGCGUCAGAUAUAAACAUAGAUGAGGGAAUUCAGAUUUUACGACCGUUAUAUUAACUCUUGUCUACAUUAACAAGAUGUUUGCUCUGGUAACACAGGUUCUGUGAACUUUCCAAGAACCAUAUACUAUAUACUAAAUGAGUCACAAGGUACAGUAAAGUAUUUCAAAGUUGUGCCAGGGAAGAAAGGGGAACAUUGGCUGUGUAGUUGCUCAGUUAUCUGGACAGUUCAGGGGCUUUUUGAUGAGUUAUGGGGGAAACUCUGGUUUGCUUUGUCUUGCUCUUCUCUUUGCUUGACCUACAGUACAUUGGGAUACUUGAAUAAUUUUCUGGUUAGACUCAUUAUCAUUCAUGUUUGAUAAAUGCUUGUUUUCUAUGAUUUGACCAACAUAAUUUAGUGUUACAAUUUUAAUGUGAUUUUAACCUUUUCUUCUAGUUACAAAUGUAAUUGUUUUGAAAAACAGGGUGUGACAUUUUUGCUAUUCUUUCUAUUGCAAUUUAAAAUAUAAUUUUAAUACUUAAUAAUUUUGUUGUAACAUUUUAAGCAUUUAUGUUUUUACACAGAAGCCCAUUUUGGCUAUAUUUAAUGACUUUGUUUGGCUGCUUGUGACUUAAGUUGGCGCUAUCAUCAGGUCAAAGUUUUAACUUGUUCAAUACAUUGUUUUAUAACCAAAUAAAUGACAUUCCCUUCAGCUUUA